Messenger RNA from Ixodes scapularis (black-legged tick), 3099 nucleotides. Its product is annotated as ADP-ribose glycohydrolase ARH3. Gene Ontology annotation, cellular component: nucleus; mitochondrion. The record is from RefSeq and is a predicted model, not a curated record. Lineage: Eukaryota; Metazoa; Arthropoda; Arachnida; Ixodida; Ixodidae. The coding region runs from base 547 to 1689 and encodes 380 amino acids. The transcript is spliced from 7 exons.
GCAUUUCCUGUUCGCGCUAACAGUGUUGCGCACUGUGUGAAACUCUCGUCCGGGGUCCCAAUAAUCUAGCGUCGCGCGCAGCUCCGAACGUCGCUUUCGUCACGUGCGCGCAAGCCAGCCGCGGAAUUCCUUCCCGCCGGUGUACAACACGAUGUUUUGAGACGGCGCCGUCUAGCCUCAGCUGUUUUCUAUCGGCAGGAAACGUUCCGCACUGUUUUGCGCGAGGGACGCCCUCCGGUCGCCCCUGGGCCAAUCGCUCGGAUGCUGCGCAUUCAAAAAUAGCCGCGGUGCACGAGGCGCGCUCACGUGACUGCGAGAUAUCGAUUGCUCAACACUGCUGCGCCGAUAGCGCGGGGGAGGGCUCGCUCGCUCGGUGCUGCAAGCGGGCCGACAAGGCUGGAGAAACGUGACGUGAUAAGGAGACGCCUGUGCCUGGCGCCGCCGCCUGGACACCGGGCUCAAUAAAGCUUCCGCGAUAGUCGCUGGUCCGGAUUCCGCCACGACCCCUUGGCUCACUCCUGGUCCCUUCCCGGUUCCAUUCCGCUCAUGCCGGCCCCCCGAAGGAAGGCAGCUCUCAGGAAUUUGCUCCGCCAGUGCUGCAGAAUGGCUACGGAUCCGACAUUGGAGGAAAAGUUUCAAGGGUGCCUGGUCGGCGGGCUGCUCGGCGACUGCCUCGGUGCGCCGUUCGAAACGGACCUCGCGGGCUCCAACGUCCCGGACCAGAAGACCUUCUUUCAGAAUCUGCUGAAACACGCCGUUGUGGCCGGUGCCCAGCCGGGCCGGAACUUUCAUCCGUCCAAAGUUCAUCCAGGGCAUGGCGAGUACCAUUACACGGACGACAGCGCUAUGACGUUCUGCCUCGCGAGGUCUCUCCUUGCCAAGGGGAAGUUUGACCCUCUGGAUGUGGCCAAACGGUUCACGGUCGAGUAUUUCCAGAACGAGCUGCUCGUGCAAGAGUACGGGAAUGCCGUGAGAGACGUGUUUCGCAAGUUGAAGAACAGCAACUACGCGGACCCGUACAAGCCGGCGACGGAGCAGUUUGGAGGCCGUGGCUCGUACGGCAACGGCGCCUCCAUGCGUGUCGCUCCCGUCGCCCUUUUCUACCAGAAUGACCUGGAGAAGAUGGUCGAGGUUGCAAGGAGCCAAGCGAAGCUCACCCACAGCAACAAGACCGGAUACAACGCGGCCAUUAUGCAAUGCAUGGCGAUCGCUAUAGCGCUGAAGAGCAAUCCCAAGACUCCUCUGGAUCCAGUUGCCUUCGUUGACUACCUCAUAGCCUUCAUGGACAAGCUGGAGGAAGCGACGGAUGGCUUUAAGCCACUCUGCUUUAAGCUGAUGCUCAUCAAGAAGAUAGUGUCUGACCCUGCCCAAGACCCGACCCCUGCAGAAGUAGCCAGGAUGUUGGGCAACGACAUCACAGCGCAGGGUUCUGUGCCUACGGCCAUCUACAGCUUCCUGAGAUCUCAGAGACCCCUAGCGGACUUUGAGCACGAGAGUCCGUACGUGAGGUGCCUGUACUUCGCCAUUGCCUGUGGCGGUGACUCGGACACGAUAGCGGCGAUGGCGGGCAACAUUUCUGGCGCCAGACACGGAAUCUCGGUCAUCCCGGGCGUCUUGCAGCGGCAGUGCCAGGGCGUGGACGAGAUGGCUCGGUUAGCGGAGAGCAUCGAGGAGGCUGUCUCCAAGUGACCCUGGCGACCACGGACCUCGCGUUCCACGGGAUGAGCACGCCGAAGUUUUACCCCGAUGUACGGAUCUCACAGGCGGAAUAUACGGGGGCGCGGGAACCAGCACAUUUGGCACGCCUUGCAAAAUUUGAAUUCCAAACGUACAUACCUGAAAUUGGAAGCGCGAACGUCGUUUCGAGAAAAUGUUUUAAGUCUAUUUCUUUCUAAGCUCAACUCACAUGAGGUGAUUUUUUUUUUUUAGCUAGAGUGAGAAAACGGUUUGUUUGUCGUCGGCGCACUGGUUUGCAGGCUCGCUCCCAGGUGGCGUGCUGAACGCAAAAACCCGGAGAACGCCGCAGGACAGGCUAGCGACGAGCGGGAUAAGCGCUAUAAAUAAUGAUUUUAACGAAAUGUAUGAACGGUUAUGCAGUUUCCUUUUGCAUAGAGAAACUAGCUAACUUAGAGAAAAGUAACGGUUAGAUCUAGAUAAUAAAACCUAGUGUUUCGGGCCACAAAACUAAACCACGCCUUUCAAAAAGCUGAACCUCCAUCAAAAUGUGAUGCUAUCGGUGGGGAUUGAAUAUGAAAGUUUGGGAACAUGACGUUACCUGGAUCAAAAUAUGAGAAAGAGAGAGAGAUAGAGAGAGAAACAAAAUGGUCUGUAAGCCGACGUCCACUUAACCCUAAUUUUGUCGAAAGGGGAAACGACAUUAUGGGCGCCUGUGGCAUGUAUUCUAGGGAAACGAACUUGUCAGCAAGAAAAAAAACGAUAUUAUCUUCCUUGCUGACAAGUUCCUCCUUGCUGCCUUUUUUUUUUUUGCGAAAAGUCGUUUGCACGCUAUAAUUUCGGGUACGUACAUUUGGAAUAGACUUUUUUCAAAACUCGAAGCGCAGCAUCGCCUUGUAAUGCCACGUGAUGCAUUGGGGAAUCAGUGGGAAGCAAGCUCCAUACGCGCUCCGCUCCUCGCCCGCGGGUUCCCAGAAUGCGACGCGCGCAGUGACGGAUUUAUGGAAGUCGUCUCUUCUAAUGCUCCUAGGCAUUCCAAAUGUGGCGGUUUUCUUUUUUAUCUGAAUAGUGUCCUCGCCGGCGGGUGGAGGUCGCUUACACACUUGCCGCCACUGUGUGGCUUCAAUUUGGUUUGUUUCGGUUUCAGCGUGCUCGCAGGUGUGUUAGAGUUUCAUGUAAUUUUCGCUUAAUUUUGUGAUACAAAUGUGUCCGUUGUAGCACACAACUUAUGAAACAGUGCUGCUGAGCCACUUUGAGAACUACAAAGCGGUUUCGAGCCGAAAUUGCGAACUUCUGUAACACCUUACGACGCGACUUGUCAUGUUUGUUGUUCAUUCUGGCCAGAUUCAACGGCAAAACGCCUGAACUGAUGCACAGGUGGAUUACCAUCGCGUACCCACUGGCACUAUUUUUUUUCCUUUUUUU